Messenger RNA from Orcinus orca (killer whale), 1386 nucleotides. RefSeq names its product BUB3-interacting and GLEBS motif-containing protein ZNF207-like. NCBI's taxonomy places the organism in Eukaryota, Metazoa, Chordata, Mammalia, Artiodactyla, Delphinidae. The record is from RefSeq and is a predicted model, not a curated record. Bases 258 to 1202 code for a protein of 314 amino acids. Gene Ontology annotation, cellular component: nucleus. The transcript is spliced from 2 exons.
UUGUCGGUAGAGCGUAGUUAUGGGUCACAAGAAGAAGCAGGAGCUGAAGCCAUGGUGCUGGUAUUGUAAUAGAGAUUUUGAUGAUGAGAAGAUCCUUAUACAGCACCAAAAAGCAAAGCAUUUUAAAUGUCAUAUAUGUCAUAAGAAACUGUAUACAGGACCUGGCUUAGCUAUUCAUUGCAUGCAGGUGCAUAAAGAGACAAUAGAUGCAGUACCAAAUGCAAUACCUGGGAGAACAGACAUAGAGUUGGAAAUAUAUGGUAUGGAAAGUAUUCCAAAAAAAGACAUGGAUGAAAGAAGAUGACUUCUUGAACAGAAAACACAAGCAGAGAGUCAAAAAAAGAAGCAACCAGAGGAUUAUGAUGACAGGACUACCACCAGCUCCAGGAGCACCAGGAAUGCCACCUGGAAUGAUGCCAAUGGGUGGAAUGAUGCCACCUGGACCGGGAAUACCACCUCUGAUGCCUGGUAUGCCACCAGGUACUCCCCCUCCUGUUCCACGUCCUGGAAUUCCUCCAAUGACUCAAGCACAGGCUGUUUCAGUGCCAGAUAUUCUUUACAGACCACCUACACCAACAGCAACAGUUCCAGCUCCACAGCCUCCAGUUACUAAGCCUCUUUUCCCCAGUGUGAGACAGGCUCAGGCAGCUGUCCAAGGGCCUGUUGGUACAGAUUUCAAGCCCUUAAAUAGUACCCCUGCAACAACUACAGAACCCCCAAAGCCUACAUUCCCUGCAUAUACACAGUCUACAGCUUCAACCACUAGUACAACAAAUAGCACUGCAGCUAAACCAGCAGCUUCAAUAACAAGUAAGCCUGCUACACUUAUGAUGACCAGUGCAACCAGUAAGUUGAUCCAUCCAGAUGAGGAUAUAUUGCUGGAAGAGAGAAGAGCACAGUUACCUAAAUAUCAACGUAAUCUUCCUCGACCAGGAGAGGCUCCCAUUGGUAAUCCACCCAUUGGACCAAUUGGAGGUAUGAGGCCACCACAGCCAGGCAUCCCACAGCAACAAGGAAUGAGACCCCCAAUGCCACCUCAUGGUCAGUAUGGUGGUCAUCAUCAAGGCAUGCCAGGUUAUCUUCCUGGUGCUAUGCUGCCGUAUGGGCAGGGACUGCCAAUGGUGCCCCCUUACCAAGGUGGGCCUCCUCAACCUCGGAUAGGAAUGAGACCUCCUGUAAUGUUGCAAGGUGGCCGUUACUGAUCUUACUUCAUCCAGUCUAAUAGGUUUGGAGAUUAAACCUUUUCUCAACUUGUGCUGUUUAUAUAGCCAAGCUUCUGUCAAUAAGGCUUCAUUGUGACUUUAACAGACAUUAUCUUCCCACAUACCAGGAACUAUUGGACAUUUAUUUUACAUGCAAAAAUUUAUUUGGAAUAAUAAAGCAGGA